Molecule: messenger RNA, 933 nt
Organism: Thermochaetoides thermophila DSM 1495
Lineage: Eukaryota; Fungi; Ascomycota; Sordariomycetes; Sordariales; Chaetomiaceae
Exons: 2
Coding region: 1-933 (310 amino acids)
Biological process (GO): potassium ion transport; proton transmembrane transport
Cellular component (GO): mitochondrial inner membrane
Source: RefSeq, a predicted model, not a curated record
AUGCGACUCUAUCUCCUCCCUAUCUCAACCCGGCGCACCCUCCUCUACUGCCAGCGCCUCAAUACGCCCGCCGCAGCCGAAUCCCAAACCACCUGGGCCGACAAGAUCCAAGCCAAGGCGGCGCGGACGUGGUCGGGCUGGGAGAAGCGUGACCGCGGUUGGCAAAAGGCGGUCGUCAGCUACGGCAACUACCUGCUGCGGCGCAUCCCCUACGAGGAAUGGGGUCUCAAGAGCGUGCCGCCACUCUCCCAGCGACGACGCGAGGUUGAGCUCGAUGGGAGCGAGAAGGUCGAGGUGAUUUAUCCGCAGAGUUUGCUGAGCAGGGAGAGGAUACCGAGGAUUAUCGGGCAGCUAGCUACGGAGAGAGAGGCGCUGCAUAAGGCGCGGCUGAUUUGGUGUCUUGUGGGGGUGCCGAUUACAAUUCCCAUUGGGUUGAUUCCUUUAGUACCCAACCUCCCCUUCUUCUACCUAGCCUACCGCGCCUGGUCGCACUGGCGCGCCCUCUCCGGAGGAAAGCACCUUCAGUUCCUCGUGAACAAUAACCUCUUGCACCUCUCGCCCAGCCCCGUGGUCGACGAGGUGUACGCCAACCGCCCCCAAGAGUCCAACCCAACACCUCUAGCAUCCAGCCCUGAGCCAACCACCUCCAGCCCGAGCUCCAUGGAGCCCGUCAUCGAACCCUCGUCCUAUGAGAAGGGACCGCAGAUAGGGGCGAGGGAAGUGGGACAGGCGGAGACGAUGCUGCUGACGCAGGAGAAGGGCAAGAAGAUGACGCAGGCGCUGGAUCUGCCGCAGCUGGAAGUCGAGCUGGAGCGGGCGAUCUGGCAAGUUGAGACGGCGAUUCGGAAGAGGAGCGCCGAGGUUGCGGGGGCCGCGGCCGCGGCGGAGAAUGUGAGAAGGGCAGAGGUGUUGGAUGAGAAGAAAGGGGAGUGA